This is a messenger RNA of Tympanuchus pallidicinctus (lesser prairie-chicken), 10445 nucleotides long. RefSeq names its product protein O-glucosyltransferase 3-like. Gene Ontology annotation, biological process: intracellular protein transport; positive regulation of protein secretion; multivesicular body sorting pathway. The transcript has 4 exons. Gene Ontology annotation, molecular function: small GTPase binding; glucosyltransferase activity. Gene Ontology annotation, cellular component: endomembrane system; endosome. The coding region runs from base 2970 to 8396 and encodes 1808 amino acids. NCBI's taxonomy places the organism in Eukaryota, Metazoa, Chordata, Aves, Galliformes, Phasianidae. The record is from RefSeq and is a predicted model, not a curated record.
CAGCAUGCUGAUGCAAAAGGGUUAGGCUGGAGCUAAGCACUGGAAUGGUUUCUUAAAAAUAUAAGUCAUGCCCGCUCGUUGCAUCAUCUCCUCUAAUAUAUACUUAUCUCGCUAUUCUGCAGAAAAUCUAUCCUAUCUUAGAUUCGGAUGCCUUUGGUUUCUUGCAGCACACAGCUUGAAAAAUAAACAAGUCAGUCCUGACGUGUAGCUGAGCCGAUUGCCACAUUUUCAAGCCACGCCUCUCUGUCGAAAACUUCCCCCACCCUCUUCUAGGUGUUGCCGUGGCAUGUGGUUUGCUUGAUGCAUAGGCAGUGUGCUGAAAUAAUCUGCCUCUCGCCAGGUAGAGUUAUUCCAGGGAGUCAGAAAUACAGCAGCAGGCAGCAGUGCCAGUCCUGUGGAGAAGUCUGCCUGGCAGAGGCUUGAGCAAGCUUAGUGCCAUUGAGAGGGUCCUUUUUGUGUCAGAGAGACAGUGUCAUCAGCCGUGGUGGUGUUUUGGUCUGAAAAUGGUUAUGGAUGCUGCAGAAAUGACUGUGCUUAUGUGGAGAUACAGAAGAUGCUAAUGAAAGGUUUGUAGCUGUAGUUUGAAGGUGCAAAAUAUUUGAUCGUAUUUGGUUCAAGGGUGCUCAGUGUUCUUGAAUUCAUUUUUGCUUUCUUCUAUUACGUGCUAAUGAUGCUGGAAAAGAAAUGCUAUUUAAUUGUGUUUUCAACAAAUUGGAGUUACGUGUGUGUUGCUUGGCUGGCUUCUCAGGUAACGCUGAUGAGGAGAGUGCAGAAGAAAAUGGAUUACAGUCUGACAUUGUUAACUUGGACAUGGCCUGGGGAAGACAGGUGCUGCAGUGAAAACAGCAAUUUGCAGCAGAUUUCAAUUCAUGGGUUUAUAUUACUGUUAUCAGUAGUGGUAGUUUAGAGUCCUACAUUUAGUCUUACAUUCUGUUACAAUAACAUGUAUAUGUAUAUACAUGUAUGUAAGUGAAAUUGUUUAACAAAUAACUGUUUUCCAAAGUAAGAAGUUGGGUCUUUGAUAGCAAAUAUUUUUGAGCAGAAUUUAACUCCUUUUCUGAUUGUGAAUAACGUUUACAAGUGUGUGUGUGCAUGUGCGUGUGAGAAAUAAUGUAAGCAUUGCUUAAUAGCCUUAACCAGGAGAGAAACUGAAUUACCUAUUCCUAAAAUUAAACAGCGAUUCUCUGGAAGAAAACAGAACUGGAAUUUUUGAAAGGCUGAAAGCUAAGAAAAAAAAAGAAGAGGCAGGUUAGGAGGUGGAGAGAUUGACAUGGGGAAGAGAUUAAAAUCAUCUUGUCUGUGUUGCUUGGCGGGGAGGAACACAAGGCAGGAUGCACUGCCAGUCAUUUCUCAAGGAACAGUGACAACAAAGACGUGGAGGAUUUAGAAUAGCGCCAGAGGUGCACUGACAAUUGGGUUUUUGCCUAGACUGGCAGCAGAGGGUUCUCACUGAAGGGCCUGCUUCCUGUGAGCUUCCAUGCACUGAGCAGUCGCUUUGUGCCCAGUGCAUGGGAGGGCAGUGAGCAGGGAGCAGCUCUGCAUGGCAAAGCUGAAGGAGGGAGCUGCUGGCCAAGCUUCUACUAUUCUAGAAUUAAAAUGAAGGUGGGUCGCUAAGACAGAGGUUUUCAUUGAGCUUGCUCUGCAGGAAAUCAUUGUAAAAAUUCUGGAAUAGAGUUUAGUUCAUGUUUAUGGUAGAAGGAUUCAAACAUAUUUGACAUCAUUUUGCUUUAAAGGAAGAGUUACAUACACCUCUGAGUCCUGAUUCUGUAAACUCACAGGGAGAGGUCCCCCACUGAACGAAUGGCUGUUCACAUUCAGGGUUCCAGAAAAAAGGAGGACUGUCAGAUUGGGAUUGCCUGGUCCAAAGCCCUCUGAGAUCACCGGCCUUGUUUCCAUUGGUUUCAGUUGAACCCCACGGCAGAGAGGAAUCUUGGUUUUAAAGUUCACAAUUACAGAAGCAAAAACAAAUUACACCUUUCAACUGUUCUUCCCUGCCCGCAAGCACAUUGCAAACAAAUGACAAAGCACUUGGGGAGGAAGGCUUGGCCGCAGCGAGCCUGCCAACGAGCCGGUUCCUACUUGCUGCCGAGGCACAAUAAAACAGUCUGCCCGAGCACGAGGAGGUUUUAAAAGCCUAAGAACAAGGCUGUUCAGAAAGGCUUUGAGGCAAACAGGAAUGAGCAGAAUCUUCUGUCCCUCCUUCACUUUCUCUCGAGAACUUCCUGGGAAAAAAGUUUCUGCAACCAGGAAGGGCGGGCAGCGAGCAGAAGCUGCGCCCCAUUUCCCUUGGGGCUUUUGAAGGGUCUGGGUGUGCUUGUUCAUAAAGCAAGGAUUCGAAGACCAGAAUGGACUCGGUGAGGUCAAGUGUUCUUGUUUCUUUGGUUCUUUCCCUGCUGGUACACCUGCAGAGCUGCAUGCUCACAGUGUGCAAUGAGUGCUGCUGGGUGAGCUCUGCCAUCCGCACGGCGCGUGGAGCAGUCAGUUCCCUCAUCGUCCUCAGAGAGCAUGUUUAAAAUGGAUAUAUGAGGGCUGUUCUGGAUGAGCAAGUUCCAAGUUCGCACCAAAACCUAUGUGCUGCUGUGUGCCCCCCUUGGCAGGGCAGAGCUGAUGUAGUGGUGAGUUGGACCUGGUGAUCCUCAGAGGAUUCUUCCAACCCUUAUGAUUCUGUGAUUCAUUAUGUGGAGAAAUAUGGAAGAGAAAACACAGUAGAAAUUCAGAUACAAACCAGUUACCUAUUUACAUUUAGUCAACUCCAGCUGCUCAUGGUGCCCACCACCUUACUGUUGUUUGGAGAAGUAGCAGUAUCCCGUUGUAAUGCUGGAUGUGAACCAUGACUGCGGCUGUUGGAAGCACUGAGCUAUCAGCAGGUUGAGUUCAUUCUUGGCCUCACAACCAGAACAUUUGCAAACUGACAAGGCCGAACCAAAUGAUAUGAUGACUCUGUGAGCACAGCUCCAAAGCUGGAAGAAAUGGCAACGAUUGAAACAUGUAAUGCCCCAAUGUCAGCUGAUACAAGUGGUCAUUCUUUUGAUGUAAAACAAGAUCAAGUGAUGGAAGAGAGCACCCAGGAGUGGAAUGAACAGCUAGAGAAGGAGUUUUUCAGUGUUCUUAGUGAUCUAGAUAAUCAGCUGGCCCAGGAGCAAUCCCAAGAUCCUUUGGACAGGACAGAUUCUACUAGCAGUGCAUCAAGUGUGCAGUACAAUCAAGAUGCCUUCCCCACUUUGAAGAGGCACACUGCUAAUCGAGGGCAACUCAGAAAUGACUGGAGCGACAUACAAAGCACAUUUUUCCCAGAUGGACUGAGAACAAUAAGAGCCAAAGAUGAACACAAGAUCCUCAUCAGACCAAGGAAAUUGCACAGUGCAUAUAUAAACUGGCAGCAGACAGCCUUUCAAGAUGAUUUUAAAUACAGUGAUCCAGCUGAUGGAAAUUCUCAUCUGCGAAGCAGCAGGCUGCCUUCCGUUUCUUUUGGGCGGUCGUCAGAAGGUAGCUUGUAUCCUCCUUCCAUAACACAGAACAGUGGAUUUAGGCACAAGAGUUACAUGGACAGGGGUACAGCUGGCAGAAGUUACUCGGUAUGUUCCCUUCGGAGAUGCCCAUCAUCAGUAUCUUCUGAUCAGCUAUCAGCAUCGAGCUUGCAGUGUCCAUUGGCAAGGGAGAACAGCAAUGGCUUUGUACCAAGGUUUGGUCGACAAAACCCAAAAAGAAUUCCUUUGUCUUCUAUUGUAUGGAACAAUACACCAGACUCUCCUGGGCAAAGAUCAACUCAAGAAAAGAUGUUUAGAACCCAAUCACUGAUGGAGUUUCAUGCUACAGACCAUGGCAGAUAUCCUCGCUCUUUGCAAGACAAUGAGAAAUAUGCCUGUUACCACUCAAAACACCACUACAGGAGAUCUAUUUCAAGCAGUAAUUGCUUCAGUAGAAUUAGUUGCCCUGACAAAGCCACUUCUCCAUUGUCCUUUGAUAACUGGGAAAAUUGUACAUUCUACCAAUCAGAAAGUAAUAUUUCUAGAUCAUACUGUAGGGAUAUUUCUUCUCCUGGCACGUUGUAUUCAAACCACAAGAAUUCUCCUUAUGGAAAGACAGAGAGCUAUCUUUCUUGGACUGAUAUUCCUCAAUACUACAAUGAUAAUGUGUUUAUUUCUCCUGAUACCAGAUUUGAAGUGAUGAUGGCUAAUUUGAAUGACCAGCAGCUGGCAUACACAAGAAAUGCUAAGUUUGCUUCCCAGCACCUGCAGAAUGAUUUUCACAUGUAUUCUCCAGAAAAUAUGAAUAUUAAAACAUUAACGAGAAGUGCAAGUAGAGCUUUUUCAGAAUUCACUGAAGGCCAUCAGCCACAUCUAAGCUGUAACUCUGUAGUUUCUUCUUCUGUUGUCAGAAGCGAUGACUCUGUCUCACCUAAUUUGAAGGACCAAACAAAACCUAUAGGACUGAACAGGAAUUCAGUCAUUACCCAAAGAGGCACUAAGGCAGGUGUUACACAACUAGAAAAGGCUGAACGUAGGAAACUGCCAGAUGGAGUGGACACCAAAGACAUGCCUUUACAGUCUGUUUCUCAACAAGCAGAUAAAACCUACAUCAAUACCCAGAGCUUUCCCUCGAAUAACUCUGCUUUUGCUAUGUUGCAGAGUGAUGCAUCUCUCUUUAAUGCACUGAGAUCAAAGAGACAAACCCAAGUCAGUGCCAGAACAGAUACUGCAAAAAUGGUUGCAACGAACAGCAAUAAAAGAAAUGUACAAGUGAAGGAAAAUAAUUGCACACCCAACAGCGUAUUCAGUCAGUCUCCCUGUACUUUGCCAGCUAACAAGAACAAAAAGGAAUCUUUUCUUCCAAGCCAGAAAGAAUGGGAACAUAAUCUGCAGUAUGUGAGAAGAAGAGGGAGCGUCAUACAGGAUGAUCAGAGUGCAGAAGCCGUUAACCAAGCUGCCCCAGUGGGACAGCCUGCACAGCUGAAUGCUGCUUCUGCUCCAUCCACUGAAAAACUAGCAAACUAUCACAGCCUGUUGUCCUGGCCUCCUGACCGUUCAUCCAGUUCCUCACAAAGUUCGCCACCAGCACUUUAUCACGGAGUUGGAAAAGCAGCUCAAGUGAGUGGAAUGGGCGUUACCAAAAAGACUCCACAGGAAACACCACAAAAUAGAAGCACUUUAGUUUCUAAGACCUGUAGCGAACUAUUCAACGCUAGUUCUCCACGACAGGGAAAUUCUGGAAGUACUUCUGGAAGUACAUGUGGUUUUGAUGGAGAUCCCAAGACCCCUGAACAUAAUUAUUUUUGCUUUGAAAAAGAAAAUGGAAAAACAGGGAAUCGUUCACCUUGUACUGAAAGGCUUCACAAGCAAGACAGCUUGCUGAGACAUACCAGUAGCUGCAGCAUCACUGGCUCCCCAAGGAGAAGCAGCCUCAAAUCCUCUGAUCCACUUGUUAUUUAUUACACUUUACCAAGAAAAUCAGCUAGCAUUGCUGGUAGCAUUAUGUCAGAUACACCCAUCUCUCUCCCUAGAGAUAACAGAAGAAGCAUGUAUGGUUGUUUAAGGACUGAAACUCCAAGUGGAGCAUAUCAAUGUUCUAGUCAAAGAGAUGUGUCUUGUUUAGAUUCAAAACAUUCCUUCUUAAGGUCAGCACCAUUAAAUGUUGCUGCAAGUAACAAAGAGAAACAUUACCCCAGUCCUUUAACCAGAAGUCCUGAUGAUUUGACAAGCAGCAGCACACCAGUUGAGCUGAAAGACAGAUGUAAGCAUCUAAGCAAAAGAGAAUCCUCUGUGUUUUCAGAUUGUAAGGAAAGGGGAAACUGUUUGCAGAAAUAUAAAACUACAAGCACGUUUACAGUAAGUGUUGAUGAAGAUCAUGUCAAGUACCAUGAGCUAGUUUCAAUUUAUUACACGUUGCCACGGAGGCAUUCCAAAACAUUUUGUAACCUCUUUAGGGAUAAUGCAGAGGAUGCAGAUUUGUCUCUUCCCGGUGAAAAUUCUCAGUCACCAAGAAUACGAAAAAAGAAGAGUGAAGGUCACGUGAGUUUAGCAGAUGUUUUUUUCCCCAGUCCUUUGGAAAAAGAGGUGCCUUCCUGCUCUUCUGACCAAGCACCUUCAGCUCCGGUCACACCUCAGAAUGUAGAAUCUGUAGUUCACCAUGAAGAAGAGAAUUCCCACUCAUCUCCUGACUCCAAGAAGGUAUGUCCUUCCAAGUCAGUGAGCAUGGUAAAUAAUAGGAAUGACAGUUCAACAGAUGUUUCAACAGAUCAUGUACUUUCUGAUGUGGCAACAAAAGACGUUUCUUUAGGUGCUCCACAACCCACUGCAGUAGUGGGUAACUCAGGUAACAGCCUUUCUGAUGCAUCAAACAACCAAAAUACAGAAACAUACCCAAAAGAAAAGAAGGAAAUUUCUCAGACAGCCACACCACGAAAAUCCACUUUACCAACCCCUCCCAAACCAGGCAGACCUUCAGAGAAUCGCUUUUAUUCUGCUUCAACAAGUAAGAAUAGCAUACAGAAGGGAAACUCUGCAAACUGCUCUCAGCCUGCUCCAGUAAGUACGAAUAAAAAUCAGAACAGUUUGCUUCUCCACGUGAGAGAGAAGGGCUCUCGUGGAAGGAUCCACACAGAGUGUGCUGAUGUGCCAUUGCCGCCUGGGGAGGACAAAGGCAGGGGUAGUACCAAAGUGAAACAGGGAGUAAAUUUCCCACACCAAACCACCCCUCUGUAUAAUCACAGAAGCAGCAGACUGCAGUUAAGAGCUGGCAGUUCAAGAAAUAGCGCAAACAUUGUAAGCUCUUGUAGCAAAAUGCCUUCAGAGUCUCAGAAGAAAGCAUUUGAGGUUGGCACAGCUUCCAGUGCUGAUGCACUGCUUCAGCCAGAUGAAGCUAUUAGUGCAGGGACAGGUGAGUUAAAGAACUCUAAAAUUAAAAAAGAGCAAAAGUUGCAAAGUACUCAAAUGGAUAAAGACUGUAGUGGCUUGCAGGCAUUAGGGAAGCACAAUAAGGGCAGCUUGGAUGUUAACAGUAAAGACAAAGUUUUCAGGGUUACACAAGACCAAAAAUUAACACAGAAUGUAGAAAAUGAGAACAAGCUUCUCUCUGACUGCACAAGAGACAAAAUCAAAGAUAUAGAAAAAAGGAAAAACAGGCCUUCAAUUAAAAAUAAACUGGCAGCUGUUUGCAAAACAAGUCGAAAAUUUUCAAGUAAAAAUUUACCUCCCAAGCCGCACAUAAGUAAUAUUUUUUCACAGAAUGAUGGAAAUGCCACUUGUUUAGAGGUGAGCAUGUCCCCUGACUCACUGACUUCAGCAGAUUGCCAUCAGUCGCUUCUGCAGUCUGAAACCAAAAAUCAGAAUGACAGUCUGGACUCUGACAAGAGUACACAAAUACCAAAACCAGCUGAGAUUAAUAAGAGUGAAAAUGUGAAUGAUCCUUCUUUACUUGUUAACAACUUAAAUUGGAGGUCUCUUAAAAGCUAUUACGCCCAGAAGGAGGCCAUCAGUUCCAAAAAACCUACAGCGAAAGUGGAAAAUAGGCCAGGUCUUACAACCCAAUCUCCAGAUAAAGCGUUAGCCACAAGAAAUAAGAAUUCCCGAACGCCUGAUCUCAGGUUAGAAAAUAGAAGCCAGCCCAUCUCACCCAGCACUGCUGCACUGGACCCAACAGAUGAUGAGAAAGGAAGAGCUAGCAGCAGUGCUUGCACUCUUCCUUUGCCCCUUUUAACUGACAAAAACUCAAACACAUUUAUAAAUAAUUGCUUGCAGGCUGACAUAUGUCCAAAGCAGAACUUGACUUCUCAGGCAAGGCUUACUGAACGCCAGAAUGCCUCUGAAUCCAACAGCUUAAGAAAUGCAAACUUGCAUAGCCAACUGUUGCGCAAGGCUUGUGCGAAAAAUGAGCGUGAGCGUCACUUUUCUGAGAGUAUUUGUGCUCAAGAUUCCCAUCAGACGUUUGCCUCUGGGAGCAAUAUUCUGCCAAAAGACAGUGUGCAUGGGAAGAGAUGUAAAUCUUACUCAGAGGUGUUGUCCUGUGAUGAGAAUGAAAACUGGGCAUUGGAUGAGGAACGGUGUCACAGUACGAGGAAUCUGAUGUAUCCUUCUGUUGAGUUUGGUAUAUUUGGCAAAGAUCAACAAUUGGCUUUCCUGGAAAACAUCAAGAGGUCACUCACAGAAGGGCGACUGUGGAGACCUUGUCUUCUUAACAACCCAAGUGCUUUCCGAGAUGGAGAGUCCCCUUCCAUAAACAGAACAGAGCUUUUCAGCUCGAGUUCUGCUGGGAGCAAGGUAUCCUCUGCUGCUUCGUCGCCCCAGGAGCUGCCUGACAUCUAUCAGGAUGACCCAGCUGCUUACUCAGACUCGGACUCCGAUACCACCACAGAUGAUGAAUAUUACCUGGACGAGAUAGAUAAAGAAUCAGAACUCUGACUGCCCAUGGUACAUAGAUGGUGAGAUAGUUCCUGAGCAGGCAAAAACCUGACAAAUACUUUGAGCCAGUCCUAGUGCUGCUGUAGAACAGUACUGAAAUAGAUAAAUUCAUACUUUACCUACAUUUUCUCACAUGUCUCCAGAGGAAGGCAACAGGUUACUUUGCUGAUAAGCAUUUUUCCAGCUCUCCCUGUUUACUCGACCAAACGUAAUAGUGCUGAUCCAUCCCACCUUGCCAGCACCCACACAAAAUGCUCUAGAAGUGAAUAACUUCACAGCAAAUUUCGCUGCUGGAAAACUGUGAAACUGCUGACACAGAUGAGCAUGGAAAUGCCUUUCAGAUGUGCAUGCUGGGAGAUGCACAGCUGACGCAGCUUUGGCUGCAGUUCAGAUGCAUUGCCAGGCUUCUGCCUUUGACUCAGGAACACAUUAAUUUGGAUUAAUGAUCAGGCACUUUGAACCGUGCAAAAUGUAAAAGGAUGUUGACCCUGUUUAUUUCGAAUACAAACCCGAUGGUUUGAAUCUGAAGCUAUUCUAGCACUGGGAGAAUGAAUGCAGCAGAUGCCUUGGGGCUGCCCUGAGCCGGGCUGUGCCUGGUGAGCCUGUGCCACUGCUGUGCAGCACGCACUGGCCUUGUUUUCCCACCAAGUAAAUAAAAUGGGUGAAAAAUGCCCUUUACCCUUUGCUCAAUUAAUACCUCUUCCUGGUAAUUUCCCACAGUUCCCACUGCCACCCUGGUGCUUUCUGUCCUUUGAACCAAAAAGCUGCAGAUGGUUCCCUGUGGCUGUCAGCCACACUGACAGAUGCGGUGUUACAGCUCAGAGCCACAGUGCACCCCUGGCCAUUCCAUGCUCACUGAGCUUUGAUCAGCGGCUUGCUGAGCCAGCAAAUAGUAUUUUUAAAUAAUUUUACAUUUGUUACUACUUUAAUAAUUUCACAUGUGGUCUAAAGUGCUGAUCCGUAUUUUUGAUACACUUUUUAAUUCGAUAAAACUUCUGCAGGACUUAAUUAUAUUUUUGUAACUGGAAGGACAAUAUCCUAAUGUUUUCAAAUAAUAUAUUAUAAACAAGCAGUGCUUGUCUUGCUUAAUGCUCUACAAGAAACUAAAGGAUGAAAAUAUUACUGAAAGUAACUGGUAUCCUUAUUUUUUAUAUGUAAACUUCGUUGAAGAAGUGGGUCUCUAACUCAGAUGUGUAUCUAAGUAUUACUGCUUUAUACUGGGAUAAUUUGUCUUUUAUUAUACAUAAAUGGACUAAUAUAAACUGUGUAUUUAUAGUCAGAAUUUAUCUGUAUGGUAUGUCUGUCUUGGAAGAAUGUAAGCAUAUACUGGCAUAUGCAGUAUUGGAAGGCAGUAACUACUAUGUGACUGUAAUCUUGUAAAAUGUCCUAUUCUGAGGAGGAUUUAUGUUUUUCUGUAAAUGGUUCUAUGUGUUCAGGAUCUUGUAGAGUAAGACAGUGAAGCCAUCUGAGUGCCAGAUUGUACAUUUCUGCAAAAUGUUAAUCUAACAACUGGGAAGACCAACCUACAUAAGUUAAAGGAUAAUAAAAUAUAUUUUUACAAGAGAGGUAAAUAGUUGUACAGUUUUACUUGACUGGAAGCAGAUGGCUUAGAACAUUUUUAUUUGUAAAUAUUUUCUACUUCUUCAGUAGAAGUUGGAUUAAGUUCUCACCUUGUUGGCAUAAAAGAUGUUUUUUCAUUUGCUUUGCUAUUCACGUACCGGAAAUGAGGUGGCUUAAUUUACUGUAAGUAAAUAAAGAAAAUGGCUUCUGGUAAUAAAUCAGUUGUGCAAUAAUGCAUCCUGUCAAGGAGCUGUAAUUGAAUAUUGACAUCAAAUGGUGGUAUUCUGUAAAGCAGUUAUGUGAGAAGAGGGAGAAAAAUCCUUCGAGUAGCCAUUAGUUCCAUUCAGUUUGGCAGAACCAGAUUUUGAUACCUUCACUCUUCCAAGCUUUUUCUUUGGCAAAAGUAUAUAUUCUAUACAUGCACGUAAUUUAUAGGAUUUUCAUAUCUAAACAAACUUGUUUGCAAUAAAUAUUGUUCAAAGGAAUGAA